Miscanthus lutarioriparius is the source of this 4521-nucleotide messenger RNA. The record is from the annotation of a GenBank genome assembly. Lineage: Eukaryota; Viridiplantae; Streptophyta; Magnoliopsida; Poales; Poaceae.
AUGACAGAACGUCUUCGGGAAGUCAGCCCUAGUCUGCAACCACCAAUCAGCCAUGGUGGAAUCAAUGCACGGCCCAAGAUGCUAGAGUCCCAUCGACACAAGGAGCCGCAUCCAGACCUCGCGCAUGAACGGGAUAAUACCAAGUUCAAGCAGGCUCUGAAAAUCAAGAACCCAAAGAAUAGAUUGAAGAGAAUAUAUGAUGCUUGCAAGACCAAAAAGGUCUGUGGUGACGGUGAUGAUCUUGAUGUCCAGCAGCAGCAAGAUACUGAUGAGCAUGUAAAGAGAAGAGAUGGCUGUGGUACUCAGCAGCCAAUUAUUACAGUUGAUGGUAUGAAGAUGCUUGUGGAAUUCAAAGCACCAAAGAAGAAAAAUGAUAAAGAGCAACUCUUUGAGUUAGUGGAACCGAAGCAGAUUCUCUCUGCUGAGAGGGUUCUUCCAAUUCCUCCACCCCCUGUUAGACCUUCUGUUGUGAUGGGCACUUCUUCCAAAAGCGAGGAUGAUUUGACUCAUCAAUUAGCUAUGAUAAUUCGGCAUAAUGAGCACUUGAGGAGGCAAGAGAGAAACGGAGCUCCAGCUCACAUUAUAGAGGACAGGCUGAAAGCAAAAGAAGGCCGGGCUAGAGGAAACUUGAUGUGGAAGCGAGUUGAUUUCUCAGCCUAUACUAUUAUCACAUCAGAUCCAAAUAUUAACAUUGAUGAAUUGGGUGUGCCAUGGAGUAUUGCUUUGAACCUAACAUAUCCAGAAACUAUCACGCCAUAUAACAUUGAGAGGUUGAAGGAACUUGUACUAAAUGGGCCUCAUCCUCCCCCGGGGAAGACAGGUGCAAAGUACAUUAUUAGGGAAGAUGGUCAGAGGCUUGAUCUUCGUUAUGUGAAGAAAAGCAGUGAUCAACAUUUGGAGCUUGGUUACAAGGUGGAGAGGCACCUCAAUGAUGGAGAUUUUGUUCUUUUCAAUCGGCAACCAAGUCUUCACAAAAUGUCUAUCAUGGGGCAUCGAAUCAAAAUUAUGCCCUACUCAACUUUCCGAUUGAAUUUGUCUGUCACAUCACCAUAUAACGCUGAUUUUGAUGGGGAUGAAAUGAAUAUGCAUGUUCCCCAUUCUUUUGAGACUAGAGCAGAAGUUCUAGAAUUAAUGAUGGUGCCAAAAUGUAUUGUGUCUCCACAAUCAAAUAAGCCUGUGAUGGGUAUUGUCCAAGACACGCUGCUUGGAUAUCGCAAAAUCACCAAAAGGGACACUCUCAUUGAAAAGGACGUAUUUAUGAACAUAUUGAUGUGGUGGGAAGACUUUGAUGUAAAGACUCCUGCUCCUGCCAUUCUCAAACCAAGGCCUAUUUGGACUGGGAAACAAGUUUUCAACUUAAUUAUCCCAAGGCAAAUAAAUUUAAUUCUUUUUUGUUCCUGGCAUUCCGACGAAGAGAAAGGAUUUGUUACUCCCAGUGAUACUGUGGUCAGGAUAGAAAAGGGAGAGCUUCUACCUGUCACACUUUGCAAAAAGACUCUUGGAACAGGCUCGGGAGUUCUGAUUCAUAUCAUUUGGGAAGAGGUUGGUCCAGAUGCUGCACGCAAGUUCUUAGGUUAUACACAGUGGCUUGUCAACUACUGGCUUCUUCAAAAUGGUUUUAGUAUUGGAAUUGGGGAUAUGAUUGCAGAUGCAGCCACAAUGGAUGACAUUAAUAAAGCCAUUUCUAGAGCUAAGGAUUGUGUGAAGCAGCUUAUUAAAAAAGCAUGUGACGGGCAAUUGGAAGCUGAGCCAGGACGCACCAUGAUGGAAUCAUUUGAAAAUAAAGUAAAUGAGGUUCUCAACAAGGCUCGUGAUCAUGUUGGAAGCCGUGUGCAGAAUAACUUGUCUGAAAGCAACAAUUUGAAGGCUAUGCAAAUGGCUGCUUGUGUCGGACAACAAAAUAUUGAGGGCAAGUGGAUCCCAUUUGGUUUCAGUGAUCGAACAUUGCCACAUUUCACGAAAGAUGACUAUGGUCCUGAAAGUCGUGGAUUAGUGGAGAACUCUUACCUUCAUGGUCUGACACCGCAAGAAUUUUUCUUUCAUGCUAUGGGUGGUAGAGAAGGACUGAUUGAUACGGCUAUGAAGACUUCUGAGACUGAGUAUAUCCAACGGAGGCUUGUGAAAGCUAUGGAGGACAUCAUGGUGAAGUAUGAUGGCACUAUUGCUACAAAUGGUAAUCGUACAUGGCCUUUGCCUGUCAACCUCAAGCGGCUUAUCUGGAAUGCUCAGAAGACAUUCAAGAUUGACAUCAGAACAUGUUCUGACAUGCACCCAAUAGAAAUUGUGGAAGCGAUAGAUAAGCUGCAAGAAAGACUAAAAGUUGUGCCUGGUGAUGAUGCUAUAAGCAUUGAGGCUCAAAAGAAUGACACCUUGUUCUUUAAUAUCCAUCUUCGUGCCACAUUUGCUAGCAAGAGGGUCUUGAGGGAAUACAGGCUUACAAGGAAAGCAUUUGAGUGGAUUAUCGAUGAGAUUGUUUGGAGAUUUUCUCAGUCUUUGGUGGCCCCUAGUGAAAUGAUUGGAUGUGUUGCUGCGCAGUCCAUUGGGGAACCAGCAACUCAAAUGACUCCGAAUACCUUCCAUUUUGCUGGUGUCAGUGCCAAGAAUCCUGAGGUGAACAAGAUGAAAGAAUUGGCUAAGAGUGUCCAAUGUGCUUUAGAGUACACCACACUACGCAGUGUGACUCAUGCCACUAAAGUAUGGUAUGAUCCUGAUCCUAUGGUAACCAUCAUUGAAGAGGAUUUGGAAUUUGUCCGGUCAUAUUAUGAAAUGCCUGAUGAGGAUAUUGACCCGAAUAAGAUUUCUCCUUGGCUGCUGCGUAUUGAGCUUAAUCAUAAACUUAUUCUUCACCUGCGCAUCAUAAAUGAUGAAGUUUCAAGAGGAGAAAUACUAGAUGAGUCUGCUGAGGAUGAAGUUUUCCUCAAGAAGAUAGAGAAACAUGAGGAGUGGAUGCUUGAUACAGAAGGUGUCAAUCUCUUGGCUGUCAUGUGUCAUGAGGAUGUUGAUGCUACAAGAACAACAAGUAACCAUUUGACUGAAGUGAUUGAGGUUCUUGGAAUUGAGGCUGUUCAUCGAGCUCUUUUGGAUGAACUUCGGUCGGUCAUAUCGUUUGAUGGAUCCUAUGUAAAUUAUAGGCAUUUGGCUGUUCUUUGUGAUACAAUGACAUAUAGAGGUCAUCUGAUGGCUAUUACAAGGCAUGGUAUCAAUCGCAAUGACAUUGGACCUCUUAUGAGAUGUUCUUUUGAAGAAACUGUGGAUAUCUUGCUUGAUGCUGCUGUACAUGCUGAAUCUGACUACCUGAGAGGCCUGCAGCAGGCCAUUGAACUUCAACUCCCAAGCUAUGUGGAUGGUCUGGACUUUGGCAUCACAUCAGCACCUUCACCUCUCUCUGAGUCGCCAUAUCAUGAAGGAUUGAUGUCCCCGAGUCAUCUUCUGAGUCCAGAUUUUAGGCAUUCCCCCAUUGAUACAUAUGCUUUAUUUUCACCAUCUGUCAGAGAUAUGUCGUUGUCACCUGUUCUUUCACAAGGUGAUUACUCUCCGAUUCCCAUUCCCAUGUCGGGAAGGUACAUGGCUGUAUCACCAAUAUAUACUCCAUACAUUGCUGCAUCACCAGUGAAUGCUUCUACUUCAACAUCAUAUAGUCCACCCAACCUCACCAAUUUACAGCCCAACAUCGCCAAACUACAGCCCAACUUCACCAAACUACAAUCUUUCGUCUAUUGUGUACAAUUCUUCCAACACUUACUCUCCAACCGGACCAAGGAUGACUCUAGACAGCCAGACUCCUCCAGACUACAGUACAACUUCGCCGACUUACUCACCGACUUCACCAUCAUAUUCAUUACCAACUCUGUCAUACAGCCCAACAAGCAGUCAGGUUCUUCCAAAAGCUUUGUAGUUGAGUGUGAAGCUCUUAGUAAGAUCAGCCAUCGUAACUUGAUCAGCGUCAUAACCUGCUGCUCUAGUUCUGACUCGAAACAGAAUAAUUUCGAAGCCAUUGUGUUCGAGUUCAUGCCAAACCAAAGCCUUGACAAGUGGCUACAUGAGCUUAAUCCUGAUUCAGAUGUGUCCAGACCUAUACCAGGCCUGACACUACUGCAAAGAUUGAACAUUGCUAUCAAUGUUGCCGAUGCUAUGGACUAUUUGCAUAACAAUUGCGAGCCCCCGAUAGUCCACUGUGACCUGAAGCCAAGCAAUAUUCUUCUGAAUGUGGACUUUGUUGCCUGUGUCGGAGAUUUUGGCAUUGCAAAGAUUCUUUCUGAUUCAGAAGGUGAUCCUGUGAUCAAUUCGAAUACCUUCACCGGAAUAAGAGGAACAGUUGGAUAUGUGGCUCCAGAAUAUGGGGAAGGCGGCCAGGUCUCCUUGUGUGGAGAUGUCUUCAGCUUUGGAGUUCUGCUCCUUGAGAUGUUUACAGGGAAGGCCCCAACCGAUGCCAUGUUUGUGGAUGGAUUGACCUUACAGGGCUUUGUUGAGAUAGCAUUUCCAGAGAAGCUGAUGGACAUUGUUGAUACUGCUAUCCACUGA